Pteronotus mesoamericanus is the source of this 1680-nucleotide messenger RNA. It is a transcript of the gene MAPK15, whose product is annotated as mitogen-activated protein kinase 15. Gene Ontology annotation, cellular component: cytoplasm; nucleus. Lineage: Eukaryota; Metazoa; Chordata; Mammalia; Chiroptera; Mormoopidae. Gene Ontology annotation, biological process: intracellular signal transduction; protein phosphorylation. Gene Ontology annotation, molecular function: ATP binding; MAP kinase activity. The transcript is spliced from 14 exons. Bases 1 to 1680 code for a protein of 559 amino acids. The record is from RefSeq and is a predicted model, not a curated record.
AUGCACACCGCGGAGGUGGAUCCUCACGUCGCCCAGCGUUACCUGCUAAAGCGGCGGCUCGGGAAGGGGGCCUACGGGAUCGUCUGGAAGGCGGUGGAUCGGAGGACUGGCGAGGUUGUGGCCAUCAAGAAAAUCUUUGAGGCCUUUAGGAACAAGACGGACGCCGAGAGAACGUUCCGGGAAAUCAUGCUGCUCCAGGCAUUGGGGGACCAUCCGAACAUCAUCAGACUCCUGGAUGUGAUCCGGGCAGAGAACGACAGGGACAUAUACCUGGUGUUUGAAUCCAUGGACACGGACCUCAACGCCGUCCUCUGCAAGGGCAGGCUGCUGCAGGACACCCACAAACGCUGCAUCUUCUACCAGCUGCUGCGGGCCACCAAGUUCCUGCACUCGGGAGGCGUCAUCCACCGGGAUCAGAAGCCGUCCAACGUCCUCCUGGACGCACGCUGCCUGGUGAAGCUCUGCGACUUCGGCCUCGCCCGCCCCCUCAGCGGCCCCCCCGAGGGGCCUGAGGGCCAGGCGCUGACGGACUAUGUGGCCACACGCUGGUACCGGGCUCCAGAGGUGCUGCUGUCCUCGAGCUGUUACACCCCCGCGGUGGACAUGUGGAGCCUGGGCUGCAUCCUGGGGGAGAUGCUGAGGGGGCAGCCCCUGUUCCCCGGCACGUCCACGCUCCACCAGCUGGAGCUGAUCGUCCAGACCAUCCCACCGCCACCUGCAGAGGACCUUCCGGCUCUCGGCUCAGGCUGCGGCGCCUCGGUUCUGCGCCACCUGGGGGCCCGGCCUCGCCUGCUGCUUGAGGCCCUCCUGCCGGCGGACACGCCCCCCGAGGCCCUGGACCUGCUGAGGCGACUCUUGGUGUUCACGGCGGACCGGCGGCUGAGCGCGGCCCAGGCCCUGCAACACCCCUACGUGCGCAGGUUCCACUGCCCGGCCCAGGAGCGAUCGCUGGAGGCGCACGUCCGGCUCCCGGUGCCCGAAGGAGCGCAGCUCACGGCCUCCGAGUACCGCCGCCGCCUCUACCAGGCGAUCCUGGAGCGCAGGGGCGACAGCCGCACCUCCAGAGAGCAAGGCUCCAGGGGCGCCCCCCGGGCGGCGGAGCCCAGCGCCCCGUGGCCCCAGGCGAGCGCCCUCGAGCCUAGCGCCGCCCCCGAGCCGCCCGCCGGGGCGCCCACGCGGGACCUCGGACACCGGCCUCGGAACAGCCCUGACCCCGAUUCCGUGCGCGGCGACGCCUGCGGAGCCACAGACGUUCCCAAGCAGAACUCAGCGCCCCUGCUUCAGCCUCCGGCCCCAGGAGGCCCGCGGAGAGGUGAAGGGCCCCCUGGGCCGCCGGCGGAGCGCCCCUCGGCACCGUCGCAGGGGAAGCCCCGCGUGCAGGAGGCGGUGCCCUCCCUGACCUUGCAGGCAGCCGCCCAGGUAGCCGCCCAGGCCCUGAUCCGGAGCGACCCGGACCGGAGCCGGGGGGUGAGGCUGGCCCGUGCCCGACGGGUCUCGCUCCCGGGCCCCGCGGAUGCCCGGCUGGAGCCCCGGCCCGGCCGGAGGAUGUUCAGCACCUCAGCCUCUCAGGGGGUCCAGGGGGCCGCGCGGGCCGCGCUCGGGGGCUACUCACAAGCCUACGGUACUGUCUGCCGCUCGGCGCUGGGCCGCCUGCCGCUGCUCCCAGGACCCCACACAUGA